Molecule: messenger RNA, 933 nt
Organism: Cinara cedri
Lineage: Eukaryota; Metazoa; Arthropoda; Insecta; Hemiptera; Aphididae
Source: the annotation of a GenBank genome assembly
AUGAUGUCCAUUUGCAUUGAAACACUAUCAGCGGAAGGUCGCCGGGAUUUCUUCAACUCGUUCGACACUGUACUGACUGACUGCGAUGGAGUACUUUGGAUUAUGAACAACACUAUACCCGGUGCGACACAAGUUAUUAUUGAUUUCAAGAAAAACGACAAAAAAAUAUUUUUCGUUACCAACAACAGUACUAAAUCGCAUGUACAACUUUUGGAGAAGUUUCAUUCCCUCGGAUUUCAAGCAUCGGUCAACGACGUGAUUAAUACUAGUUUUUUGGCUGCCAAAUAUUUAAAAGCCAAUCUAGAUCCGUCCAAACGAGUUUACGUAAUCGGAUCACCGGCUCUAGCCUGUGAACUGAACGCGUUAAAUGUGAAAAACUUUGGCGUUGGUGAGGACUAUUUAAAAACUUCAGUACCAGAAUUUGUCGAUAACGUGAAGCUAGAAUCCGACGUUGGAGCGGUUUUAGUAGGAUUCGACGAUCAUUUUAGUUACCCAAAGUUAUUAAAAGCGGCAUCAUACUUGAAAGAUGAAAAUGUUUUAUUCGUGGCUACCAAUACCGAUGAGAAUUUUUCCGUAGCCGGUUCUGAUUUUGUUAUACCAGCUACCGGUUGUCUAGUAUGUUCUGUAAAAUGUAGUGCUGGACGGGAACCAUUUGUGGUCGGGAAACCGUCGAGUUACAUUUGUAAUGUCUUAAUGGAAACCAAUAAAAUCGAUCCUUCCAGAACUCUAAUGAUUGGUGACCGUUGCAAUACUGAUAUAUUAUUUGGUAAACGUUGUGGAUUUAAAACAUUGUUGGUACUGACCGGUGUGAAUAGUUUAAAAGAUGUGGAAGAAUGGAGCAAAUCCGACGAUCCUACUUUACAAGAGUUAGUUCCCGAUUAUUAUGCCGAGAGUAUUGAUAGUCUAAGAGCAACAUUUCCAGUGUCAUCGUAA